AUGAUGGUAAAGUCGAAUUUCUUCGUUUUCCUGUUGAUUGCUACCGUUGGGGCGCUGCCGACGAGCGUUUAUGAGAAGGUUCAUUUCUUUUUAACGUUUUUCAUGUUUUUAAGCGAUAAAUUAGAUAGAAGACAGAUUUUUUCCUCAAAAGAUCCGUACUUUACAGACACCUCUCGUUCGCUUUCGAGCCUACUUUAAUAAGUAUUAUUUUUGAUGCCUAGAUUUUCGUAAAAAGAGUGCUAAAUUUUUUUCACAAUGAAUUUUCUGAUUCAACAAAGGUGGAUAGAAAUCUCAACUACUAGGAAAAUAUUUAGUGGUCACUAUAGAGGCUCGCCAAGGACUACUUGGAGAGGACACUAAAGGGGCCACUAAACCCACCUCUAUAGUGGUCAGUAUUUUUCCGUUUUUAGUGGCCACUAUAGAGGUUCUCUAUUUAGUGGCCACUUCAGCAGUUUUUCAUCCAGUAUUCCUUCCAGUAACUCUGAUUAUUUAAAAAAAAAAAACAGAUUGGACCAGUUAUGUUGAUCCAUUGACCCCUAAAGCACUUAGACCUCUAUAGUGGCCCCUAAUUGUUAACCUCUUAAGUGGCCACUAAUUUGACUACUAUAGUGGCCGCCAAAACGUCAAAACCCUAUAGUGGCCACUAAAAAUUUUUCCCAAUAGUGAACGUUUUUUACCUACUGGUUGAACUUUUGAUGAACCUUUGCUAAAGUGUAGGGGGUUCAUGCUCAUCGAAGAAUAUAACUUUCACAGGACCUCAAUCCGAUUUUCACAACAACGCCGAGCCCCAUUGAGGUCGUCACGGCUUCGACUCCAAGCCCAACCGUCGCCGUGACGAAAUCCCUGGAGGAAAUGGAGAUGGGCAUCUACACGGAAGAGACGAUCGCCGCCGAGGAGUACGACUACGCGGCGGCCGACGCGGUGAUCAAAGUCGGCAACCUGACCGAGGAGGCGACGACGUUCGCCUCGCCGGUCGUCCAGCAGAAGAACUCCAGCAAUGGCAUUUGGCAGGAGCUUCGUUACGAGUACACUGGGUGAGCUUCAGAUUCGAAUUGCUGGGUUUUUUUCUGAAGCAAAUACCGUAUACCUUCAUCGCAGGUCUUGAAGCGAAGCUCGUAAAAAAGCGCUGUAUACUGUCGUUUCUUCUUUGUGAAAAGUUUGAGCGAAAUUCAUUAAACAUUCCGUAGCGCGCCAGCUACACACAAAAGAUCUUGCAUUCGCUCCGAAGCACGCGAUCUGUACAUGGGCAUGCGCCUUUAAAUAAUAUUAUCCAAAAAAACUGAGACUUUAGGUCGAGGGUUUUGAAAAAAAUAAUUUGAUAAUUUCAGAGGCGACGGAAUCACCUACCGUCACGCCAUGUCGGUGAGAGCGGCCUUCUGGGUUUUGGUCCUUUUGUCGGCGUCAUUUGGAGCCUCGUUCGCCUUCAUUUUCUUCGUCCUCUCCGCCAUGCUCCUCGACCGGAAGGAAUCGUCGGUUUCUUUCUUGAUUUGAAUAUUUGCUUUAGAUUGAUUAAGUAAACCAUUGACGUUUCCAGGCGAAACAACUACUCCUUCGAGAAGACAGCACCGCCUCAGGAGCCCUCUUCUGAAGUCGAAAGCAACAAUCGCCGAGCCUUUGCCUUCCUCAUCGGCUCCUCGUUCUGCGCUCUUUUCAUGUGCAUCCUCUUCGCCAUCAUUUUCCUUCGUAAUUAA
This is a messenger RNA of Caenorhabditis auriculariae, 1691 nucleotides long. The record is from the annotation of a GenBank genome assembly. Lineage: Eukaryota; Metazoa; Nematoda; Chromadorea; Rhabditida; Rhabditidae.